Messenger RNA from Condylura cristata (star-nosed mole), 2350 nucleotides. It is a transcript of the gene RNF26, whose product is annotated as ring finger protein 26. The coding region runs from base 121 to 1428 and encodes 435 amino acids. The transcript has a single exon. The record is from RefSeq and is a predicted model, not a curated record. Lineage: Eukaryota; Metazoa; Chordata; Mammalia; Eulipotyphla; Talpidae. Gene Ontology annotation, biological process: ubiquitin-dependent protein catabolic process; protein ubiquitination. Gene Ontology annotation, molecular function: ubiquitin protein ligase activity.
GGUCAGAGACUGUUCACUUCCAUUCCAAAUCAAUCCCCGACUCCCCAAGAUAUUGACAACCUUGAUACACCUCUUAACCCGGAGCUAGACUUCUUUUGGACUAACCUCCAUAGCCCUAUCAUGGAGGCUGUAUACCUGGUAGUGAAUGGGGUCGGCCUGGUGCUGGACGUGCUGACCUUGGUGUUGGAUCUCAACUUCCUGCUGGUGUCCUCCCUGCUGGCUACCCUGGCCUGGCUCCUGGCCUUCAUCUACAACCUGCCACACACGGUACUGACUAGUCUGCUGCACUUGGGCCGCGGAGUCCUUCUUUCAUUGUUGGCCUUGAUUGAAGCCUUGGUCCGGUUCACCUUUGGGGGAUUGCAAGCCUUGUGUACCCUGCUAUACAGCUGCUGCUCUGGCCUGGAGAGCCUAAAGCUCCUGGGACACUUGGCCUCUCAUGGGGCUCUGCGGGGCCGGGAGAUACUGCACCGGGGAGUCUUCAAUGUGGUCUCCAGUGGCCAUGCUUUGCUGCGGCAGGCCUGUGACAUUUGUGCCAUUGCCAUGAGUCUGGUGGCCUAUGUAAUCAACAGCCUGGUCAACAUCUGUCUCAUUGGCACUCAGAACCUCUUCUCCCUGGUGCUGGUCCUGUGGGAUGCAGUGAUGGGGCCACUGUGGAGAAUGACAGAUGUGGUGGCUGCCUUCCUAGCACACAUUUCCAGCAGUGCUGUGGCCAUGGCCAUCCUCCUUUGGACCCCCUGCCAGCUGGCUCUGGAGCUCCUGGCCUCAGCUGCCCGCCUCCUAGCCAGCUUUGUGCUUGUCAAUCUCACUGGCCUGGUGCUGCUGGCCUGUGUGCUGUUGGUGACAGUGUCUGUGUUGCACCCAGACCUCACCCUGAGGCUAGCCACCCGGGCAUUUGGUCAGCUCUAUGCUGGACCAUCUUACCAUCGGCUCCGAGAGGAUGUUGUGCGACUGUCUCGUCUGGCACUGGACUUGGAGGCCUGGCGUCGAGUCUGGAGCCGCAGCCUGCAGCUGGCAAGUUGGCAAAACUGGACAGGGGUACCUGCACCUGGGGCUCCCCAGGGUGGGCCUAGAAGGGUGCCUUCUGCCAGGACCUGGCGACAGGACACUCUUCCAGAGGUGAUGCCAGGAUUGGAGACAGGAGAGGAGGAGAUCAGGAUGGCCAGAACAACAUCUUCCCGUGGUCGGGAGAGUUUAAAUGAGGAGGAGCCUACCCCUGGACAAGACCCAUGGAAGUUGCUGAAGGAGCAAGAAGAGCGGAAAAAGUGUGUCAUCUGCCAGGACCAGAGCAAGACGGUGCUGCUUUUACCCUGUAGGCACCUAUGCCUGUGCCAGGCCUGCACGGAAAUCCUGAUGCGCCACCCCAUCUACCACCGCAACUGCCCACUCUGCCGCAGGAGCAUCCUGCAGACGCUCAAUGUCUACCUCUGAAGAUUCCCUUCCUGCCUGCCCAGCCCUCUACGCUCCCCACAGCCACCUGUACUAGGACAGCAUUAACACCUGCUCUCCAGGUCCUGGACUGAAUCCUUUCCUGCCCCAUGACUGUCAGGCCACCUCCAAGCCAUACAUCCGGGACAUUGAGAUGGGAUACCCGGGAAGAAUAUUGACCUGAGUGGGGGCAAGGAAACAGCUUCUUACCCUCUGGAGCCCUGUGAUGCCAAGGGUGGUGAGUGUGUCACUAUGCAAGGCCCUGAGACUGUUCACUGUGGACUCUCCUUCAACCUGCCAGGGCCCCCCUCCAGACGCCAGCCUCUGGGGCACCCCCUCUCUGCUUCUAGUUUUUCUGUUGGGGAUUUGCAGGGCCUCUCCCUGGCUCCUUCUCACUUCCUUCCCAGCUUUUGCAGCCACCACACAUCAGAGUCAUUUGGGUGUUUUGGCAACUCAUGGGCUUUGGGAUGACCUUGAACCUUUGUUUUAAGUGGAGCCCCUGUGCCCUGGUAGACUUGGCGGGUAGGAUCUCUCAGGUGCCCUUAGAACUACCACUCUGCCUGAUCUUAUGAGCCUCUCUCCCAACCUGUACAACAGCUGGGAUCAAGAGUUUUCCCUGGGGUGAGGGGGUGUGGGUGGAGUGGGGAGGGGCCUGUGCUUGACGUUGGGACCAUGUACCCUCUGGCUCUCCAGUACAAAUGGGAGCCUCAGGAGGGAUAACCAGAUUUCUACUUACACCCCUUUCACUCCCCACAUCACAGAGAAAAAUGGCAUUCCCUUUCUGUUUGUCUCUCCAGCAGUGGAGAGGGCAGACCGUGCCCAUUUCACUAGGGUCCAAACAAAAGGGGCCAGGACCUGGGGACAUGGACUCCCUGAUGGGUCAGUCUGGCCCAGUUCCUGGUGAAUAAAGUUCCCUUCACAGCUC